AUGUCCCAAGGCCUCCUCGCCAUAAUCGGCUCCGGCGGCAUGGGCCUCGCCAUCGCCCGGCGUCUGGGUUCAGGCCGUCGAAUAAUCCUAGGAGACAUCAACCCGGACCGGGCAACCGCAACGCUCCUCUCCGAAGGCUACGCCAUCUCGUCCAUCCGCAUCGACGUCUCCUCUCUCUCGUCCGUGCAAGCAAUGGCGGCGCUCGGGCCCUUCUCGACCAUCAUCCACACCGCGGGCGUCUCGCCGGCCACGGCGACGACGGCGGCGCGGAUCUACGAGGUCGAUUUGCAGGGCACGGCGAACGUGAUCGACGCGUUCUAUCCGUUUGUCGCGGACGGCGGCAGUCUGGUUUGCAUUAGCAGCAUGGCGGGGCAUCUCGCAAACCUCGCUCCGGAGCUGGAGGCGCAUCUGGCCAGCGCGACGGCGGCGGAGUUGGUCUUGGACGGCUUCCCGACGGACCCCAGGCUGGCGUACUGUCUGGCGAAGAGGGGCAACAUCCUUCGCGUCCGGGCGAGUGCGAAGAGGUAUGGCGAGAGGGGGGCGAGGAUUAAUAGCGUCAGUCCGGGGAUCGUCCGGACGCCGAUGGGGGAGCUGGAGUUGAAGGGCGAGAGGGGGAGGGUGGUGAUGGGUAUGGUGGGGUUGAGUGCGUGCAAGAGGGUGGGGACGCCGGGUGAUGUUGCGGGCGUGGUCGCGUUCUUGUGUGGGCAGGAUGCGAGUUAUAUUACGGGGACCGAUGUCUUGGUUGAUGGGGGGAUGGUCGCUGGGCGGGUGUGGGAGGAAGAAAGUGAGGUGAAGUGA
Hyaloscypha bicolor E is the source of this 798-nucleotide messenger RNA. RefSeq names its product NAD(P)-binding protein. The coding region runs from base 1 to 798 and encodes 265 amino acids. NCBI's taxonomy places the organism in Eukaryota, Fungi, Ascomycota, Leotiomycetes, Helotiales, Hyaloscyphaceae. The record is from RefSeq and is a predicted model, not a curated record. The transcript has a single exon. Gene Ontology annotation, molecular function: oxidoreductase activity, acting on the CH-OH group of donors, NAD or NADP as acceptor. Gene Ontology annotation, biological process: fatty acid elongation.